Messenger RNA from Metarhizium album ARSEF 1941, 669 nucleotides. RefSeq names its product ThiJ/PfpI family protein. The transcript is spliced from 2 exons. The coding region runs from base 1 to 669 and encodes 222 amino acids. NCBI's taxonomy places the organism in Eukaryota, Fungi, Ascomycota, Sordariomycetes, Hypocreales, Clavicipitaceae. The record is from RefSeq and is a predicted model, not a curated record.
AUGUCGUCGUCGUCGUCACACGUCAAGAUAGGCGUCUUCAUCCCCAACGGCGCCCAGUUCCUCGACGUCGCGUGCGUCGAUUCCCUAGGCACCAUGGACAAGGCGUACCUCGACGCCAUCCCCUUUGUCCCCGCGGCCGUUUCUUCCCUCGCGCCCGACGUGUCAGUCUACUACAUCAGCAGCCCGGCGCAGGGGCCCGACAUCCCCCUGACGUCGGGGGCCGUGGUCAGAGCCACGCACGUGUACACGGACGAGGACGUGGCGCCCGGCCGGCUGGACGUGGUGGUCGUCCCGGGGCCCGACCCGGCAGAGAAGUUUGCAGACGAGGGACUCGCGUGGCUGCGCCGACACUCGGAGACGGAGGGCGUCGACGUGCUGAGCAUCUGCACCGGCUUGUUCGUCUGUGCGGCCGCAGGCAUCGCCGACGGCAGGAGGGCGAGCGGGCCCAAGGAGCUGCAGCGUCAGCUGAGGGCGUCGUUUCCGGGCCUGCGUCUCGUCGGCGACAAGUACCGGUGGGUGCGGGAUGGCAGUUUCUGGUCCAGCGGCGGCGUCACGAACGGCAACGACCUCGUUGCCGCGUAUGCCCGGGACAGUGGCCGCUGGGCCCGGCCGGUUGUCGAGGCCGGCCUUGGGAUAACCGAGGUUGGCGACCGGGGCCAGUUCUACUGA